AACGACACCUACCUUCUUCUAACGCCUUCUCACUCUCUCCGUCUCUCACACACACGCCACACGGACUCGAUAAUCCUCUGCAUUCAUCUAUAUAAUUCGCUCACCAUUCGUAUCUCCACUCCUCCUUUGCCUAAUUUUCGGAUUUUUUCGUUGUAAUUAAGCAACCAUAGCUAAGUUUUCUGAAGUUAUGACGGAGGAGGAGCAGAAGAAGGUUGAGGCGGUACCGGAACCGGAGCCGCACACGGAAGCUGCACUGCCUGCGUCUGCGGCGGCCGAGCAUGUCGAGCCUACGAAGGACGUGGAGGAGAAAAGCGUCAUUCCGUCGCAUCACACGGAGGAAAAAACCGACGACAGCAAAGCUCUUGCAGUAGUUGAAAAACCGGAAGCUGUUGAAGAGAAGAAGAAACCAGAUGGUUCUAUAGACAGAGAUGCUGUGCUUGCGCGGGUAGCAACGGAGAAGAGGUUAUCUUUGAUAAGAGCAUGGGAAGAAAGUGAGAAAUGUAAAGCUGAAAACAAGGCUCAAAAGAAAGUAUCUGCUAUACUAGCAUGGGAGAACAGCAAGAAGGCGAAUCUAGAGGCCGAGCUUAAGAAGAUUGAGGAGCAACUGGAGGUGAAAAAAGCCAAGUACACAGAGGUUAUGAAGAACAAGGUGGCUCUUAUUCACAAACAAGCAGAAGAAAAACGAGCGGCGAUUGAAGCCAAACGGGGCGAAGAUCUUCUGAAAGCAGAGGAAUCAGCAGCAAAGUAUCGUGCAACCGGGACUGCUCCAAAGAAGCUCCUCGGCUGUUUUUGAAGCCCAGAAACCAGGUCGAUCAUCUUCCUGGCCUGAACUUCAAAAGAAAUUGAGUGUGUGUUUAAUUAUGCAGUCCAUUUUUGAAUGCUUAUUUAUUGUGGAGAUGUAUCUAUUCUGUGUUGCUGUGUGUUGUUUGAUUAUUAUGUGUAUUUGUUUGUAGACAACAUUUUGAGAUUUCCACGUAUUAAUUGACAUGGUGAAGUAUCUAAA
Messenger RNA from Andrographis paniculata, 1003 nucleotides. RefSeq names its product remorin-like. Bases 188 to 793 code for a protein of 201 amino acids. The transcript is spliced from 5 exons. NCBI's taxonomy places the organism in Eukaryota, Viridiplantae, Streptophyta, Magnoliopsida, Lamiales, Acanthaceae. The record is from RefSeq and is a predicted model, not a curated record.